Messenger RNA from Aspergillus niger, 1290 nucleotides. RefSeq lists its product as uncharacterized. Gene Ontology annotation, cellular component: lipid droplet; prospore membrane; ascospore wall. The record is from RefSeq and is a predicted model, not a curated record. The transcript is spliced from 9 exons. Bases 1 to 1290 code for a protein of 429 amino acids. NCBI's taxonomy places the organism in Eukaryota, Fungi, Ascomycota, Eurotiomycetes, Eurotiales, Aspergillaceae.
AUGGAUAUCAUUUCUGGCCAUGGACGAGAAUAUAAUCAUUCGGCGCCACCUGAGCCAGCCGAACUCUCGGCUCUAUUGAUCAGGGGUUGGGAAGCGAUUCAGCUGAACUCUGCCUCUUCUAGAAGUCAAAACGCCCCUGACAGAUCUGAAAAUGCAAAAUUUCUCUCAGACUUGGCUGAUUACGAUAAUUCACGGGGGGCACCAUGGUACCUCCAGAUGUUUCUGUGCUUUCUGCGCGGAAUAAGGCAGCAAGCUCGGCAGACCACAAGUUUCAUCUUGGAAAUCUCGCUAGCUCCCGACGACGUCACCGCCAAUCCAAAAGUUUCCCUCCGCAACACCUUCCCUCAUGAACACCCUUAUAAUUGCCAACCACAAAAGACCCUCACAACAACCAUGAACAAAAUUACUGGAGCUCUCAUCGACGAAGCAACCCACAUCCGGGCCAUCGCCAAAGAUGUCGUCCUCUCAGGGACAUAUUUCUACCCAAUUAAGGGAAUAAUCUACACCCUCAACCGCCCCACCCUCCGCCAACCCCUCCUCUCCCGCUCCUCCAAAACCCUCACCCUCGGCGUGGGCGUCACCACAGCCAUGUUCUUCUUCACUUACGUGCCCCAAGCAGCCAUCAUGUCCAUUACCAGUGGGCCCCUCCUCGCCCCCUUCUCCGCCGUAUUACUCGUCCUCAGCGAGUCUUCCACCAUCACGACCUUCCUCGCGAGGUCGUUUCUCCUCGCGGAUGCGAUCACCGCUACGUUUGAUGCGACGCUCGUAGAGAUGGGUCAGGAGAAACUACUUGAACAGUCUGGAAAGAGUAGUGGUGAUGAUGCUAUCUCCCGCCUCGGGAGCAAGGAAGAAGUCGAGGAAAGACAAACGAACAUGUGGAAUAUGUUGGGGAAGAAGGUCGGUGAGGGGGUGCAUGAGCGGUGGUUUGCGUUGAAGGGGUGGAAGAAGGGGGAUAGGGCGAGAUGGGUCGGGAGGUGGAGGGGGAAGUAUACUGGGUUUGGGAUGGCGGCGUUCGCGCUGGAAAUGGUCCCGUUUGUGUCGAUUGCGUUUGCGUUUACGAAUACGGUUGGGGCGGCGUUGUGGGCGGCGGAUUGGGAGAAGUCGUUGCAUCAGGUGCCCAUUGCCUUAGUACUGCAUAGUAUAUUUUUGGGUGCUGUGAUGUACAAACCCUCUUCAGCGUUUCCGAUCUCCACUAGUAGUAACUACUAUAUGGUAAAUAUCAACUGUAAAAUAAUACCAGAAGAAGGCAAGGACACGAUUGGCCACUCGGCUACUUCAUUGGUGAAGUAA